Molecule: messenger RNA, 3354 nt
Organism: Diuraphis noxia (Russian wheat aphid)
Lineage: Eukaryota; Metazoa; Arthropoda; Insecta; Hemiptera; Aphididae
Cellular component (GO): extracellular matrix
Molecular function (GO): protein binding
Source: RefSeq, a predicted model, not a curated record
UUGUUGUCGGUAGCCGCCGCCGUCGUACUCUCUCGCGAGCGCCUCGCGCAUUACCGCUACGGUACGCUCGACGAUCAGUUCAGUCAGCUCGGCCGUACAAGCUCGUCGUCGUCUUCGUCUUCGUUGUCGCACUCGUCAUCGUCGUCGUAGUCGUCGUCGACCGGUGUUUUGAAUUUUGCCUCUGCUCGCUGAAAUCCAAUCGAAYUUUUUAAUUUUUUUUCUCAUGGGAUUAACAACGUGAAAUUUAUUCCACAUGCGUUUUCCGUCGUAUUUUUCGAUAACGUAAUAUUAUCCACACGGUAUAUACCAUAAUAACCGCUUUCGGCACCGUUAUUACAUAAUAUUUUCCGAGAGGAAGCUGUGAAGCACAUCGAGGAUCACGCGACCAGAGAUAUUGGCCUCUUGGUGGGCAUAUUCCGUUUGACUACGAUGUUACGCGCACGAACCGUGUAAGCCACACCAGACAGAAAUGUUUGCGCCCAACCGCGUCUCGGCCACGUGGACCCUCACGAUAUUGGCCGUGACCGUGAUGAUUCGGGCCCACUGCCCGUCAAAUUGCUCAUGCGACGACGACACGCUGGUGGUCCUAUGCAAAGAGGGAAACCUAGACGUGAUUCCGAUCACACUGAACCCGUCUAUCCAGAGAUUGAUGCUCAUGUACAACCGCAUUAAGAUCGUAGAUGCAUCUUUCCAGUUUUACGGUGCACUGCAGUAUGUGGAUAUAUCGCAUAACCACCUGGUAAACAUACCCAACAAAGGGUUUGAGGCCCAGGAGAAGCUCGUUGAGCUCCACCUGAAUCACAAUAAGAUCUCAUCAAUCAACAACAAAACGUUCAUCGGUUUAGCGUCGCUCACCAUUCUGAACCUGCGUGGCAACUAUCUAGAAGACCUACCCGAUCGGCUGUUUGCAGCGUUGCCCAAACUCGAGGAACUAGAUUUGGGCGCCAACCGCAUCACCCGAAUCGAUCCAGCCUCAUUCCAGGGCCUAACCAGACUCCGGGUGCUGUACUUAGAUGACAACCAGCUCCGAGCUAUACCCACACCCGCAUUCAAGUUCCUAGGAAAUCUGGCUGAGAUGCGCAUCGGCCUGAACGCGUUCACUACGCUGGACGACGACUGUUUUGCGGGACUCGGUAGGCUGUCCGUGCUCGAACUUACCGGCGCGGCAUUGAUCAACAUCAGUGCCAAUGCUUUCAAGGGCCUAACCGUGCUCAGGCGGCUGGUGCUGACGGACAACCGGCUGUCGGCUAUACCCACCAAACAGCUAUCUGACCUGAAUCGGUUGGAAGACCUGUGUGUAGGGCAAAACGACUUUGUUACGAUCGAACCAAAUGCGUUCAAAGGGCUAGUCAACUUGCGAUCGAUCGACGUAUCAGGCGCGUCCCAACUGUCUGUAAUUAAGAAGGGCGUGUUUAACGACAACCUCAACCUAGAAACGAUCAACUUUAGUAGCAACAAACAGCUAGCGACCAUUGAGAACGGUGCGUUCAUGGGGCUACCUAACCUCCGAAACCUGAUUAUGCGCAACAACGCAUUCACUUCGUUUGCCGAAGCGAUGGUCACUUGGCAAGAACUGCAGCAGAUCGACUUGACCGAGAACCCGCUGGUAUGCGAGUGUUCAGUGCUGUGGCUCAAGGAGUUGCUGGCUCGCCGCAACACGAGCCAUGUGAACUGCGCCAGCCCGGCACAGCUCAAAGACAAGCCACUGAACUCUCUCGGAUCCGAUGAUCUAUCGUGCGCAAAGUACUAUACUAGACAGCAAGCCAUUGUGGGUGCGGUGUUCGGAUGUACCGUGGCAUUCAUAGCGCUCAUGUUGUUGUUGGCGUACCGGUUCCGGAAGCGUCUGCACCAUUCCCUGAAGAAGACAUUCUGGAACAAGGAGACGGUGAACCGAAAGGACUUGGAAUACCAGAAGACAUUCUCAGACGACGAAUUUAUCGUACGUAACACAAACACCCAACAUCACACUGGUCCUCAUGGACAUCAACCACAACAACAGCAACCACACCAUCACCACCAUCAGCCCACACACCACAAUUUGCAGCAGCACAACCAGCACCAUGGUGGUGUUCAGCACCACAGUCAGCCCCAGCAGCACAAGCAGCAGCACCACCAUCUGCAGAAUUUUCAGCAGCACAUCCAGCAUCAGCAGCAUCAGCAUCAGCAUCAUGGCAAUGACCAUCACAUGAURAUGAUGAUGGCACCGGCACCACCACCCCCACCACCGCCUCCACUGCACCACGGCACGUACAGUCAUCACAAUCAACAUAUGUAUCAGCCACAGCAACCACGUCACCAGAACACGAUGCCGCACCGCAACGACAAGCCGAUACCGGUCACGGAACUGUAGCUAGAGCUUUUCGCCUCAACGCCGACGGGCGAGAGGCGAUACCAGGCCGCCGGAACGUCCGACGGUACUACUAGUGUCACCGGCUUUUCAUACAUUUCCGGCGAAAUCAGCAAAUACGGAGGCGGUGGCCAAACGUUAAACAACCGAACUCUACCACCACCCGGCUACCGCGUUUAUCAUCCACACUCUCUCCGUCGUUUUUGCGACUCUUAAGCCCAGCCACAAAUAACACGCACCUACGGACCCUGUUUUACUUGUCCCUCCUAACCUAAACGACCCUGAUCGCACCAAUAAAAUAAUCCAACGUACACGAUCCUGAUCCUCUCGCCAUCUUCCUCGACAUCAUACACCACCAGAAAACCACCAUCCCACCACCGACUCAAGUACUACGGAAGCUGUCGUCUCGAGUGUUCUGGAGGAUUGUGAGGCGGGUUAGAGUCUAAGAGAUUUUCGUAAACCAAUUACGCAUCUCACCGAUCGUGUGACAUGUAAAACACGCUUUUUGCAUCAUUGUGUAGGUACGUGUUGGUGUAUAAUGUAUACCGUUUGAUGAAAAUUCGAAAGAGUAAAGACUGUAGUCGUUGUGUUUCACGGGAUACGUUUCAUGAUCGAGUCCGGAAAAAUAUUCAAUAUAGAAAACCAACACCGUCGUGGUCGCCGUUAACGUAUCAACGCAUCAACAAGCAUCUGUGUUUGGAGAACGUUGGACACACACAUUCUGGAUUUAGUCAUAUAGUAUUAGUUAAAAAGAUAAAUUUAUAAGAAAAAAUUUAAGUUUUUUAAAAAAUAUGAUAUAAUCAUUUUAUUUUAUUUUUUAUAUUCUGCACGAACAUUCAUGUGAUCGACCCCUUGUAUGAGUCAGGCGUUCUUCAAUAAAUAAAUAAAGAUACUGUUGUUGUAAUCUAAAACCCAACGAUUUUUUUGUGCUAAUAAUGAUCAAUUUUAGAAAUCGUCACAAUUAUAUAAUAUGUAGCUGUCUAAUUUUUAUAAUAUUAUUAUUAUAC